CUCGUAAUCCUUCCCUUCCUUCUCUCUCUCUCUCUCUCUCUCUCUCUCUCUCAUAGCAAUAGUUGUAGACCAGUAGUAAGUAAGAAGGGAUGGAGCAGAGAAAAGCAGUAGGUGACAUGAAGCGAAGUGAGUCAGAACUGGCCCUCCAAGAGGUUAUCAAGAAGACCACCCAAAUUAGAGGUGAAGAAAUGAAGGAAAAUCGUGACAACUCUUUUUCUGCUGAGCUCGACAGCUUCUUUGGCGAUGAUCUCUCUUUCUCCUUCAAAACUCUGGACGCGAUGAAUGGUUUUUCAAGUUGUGGACUCCCAGAAUCAUUUGUUGUGUGGUCUCAAAACAUCAGCCCCAAGCAAUCCAGCAUUUCAUCAGCACCCAUUGAUGCUCAGUCAUCAGUUUGUGUUAGCAGUCCAUUGUCGGCCAAUAAUAAACCAAACCAAACAAGAGUAAGUAGCAGUGGUUCCUCAGACGAUGAAGAUGCAGAGACAGAAGCCGGUCCUUGUGAACAGAGCAACAAUUCCAAUCCCAUUGAUUUAAGACGCAUUAGAAGGAUGGUUUCAAACCGGGAGUCAGCUAGACGAUCAAGAAAAAGAAAACAAGCACAUUUGCACGAGCUUGAAUCGCAGGUUGAACAACUCACAGGAGAUAAUGCGUCUUUGUACAAGCAGCUUUCAGAUGCUUCUCAUCAAUAUCGUGAUGCUCAUACAAAUAACCGAGUUCUUAAAUCAGACGUUGAGGCUUUGAGAGCCAAGGUGAAGCUAGCUGAAGAUAUGGUUACUCGAGGUUCCUUAACCUCUAGCUUGAAUCAACUUGUUCAUCAAAAUCAUCUAACUUCACCUCAACCACUCAAUAACCAUAAUCUGCGAGUCUCACCAACCAUCACAAUUAAUGGAGAUGAUGCCUCGUAUGCUGUUGGAGUUGGAAAUGCCGAUAUUAGUAAUGGCAAUCUCAGGAGCAGUGUCAUGAGUGAUGCUGUAAGCUGUGUGUCGGAGCUUUGGCCUUGAGAAUGAGAGAAUAUCAAUAUCGAAUUGCCUUUCCACUGUAAAAUUAGGUGUAUGUGUCUUCUUAUGUCUUAGGUUGUUUCCUGUCAUCCUCACUUGUGGUAAUGUUGUUGUCUGUACAAUACAUAGUUGUUUUCUGCUUAUAAGUACAAUAAUUAAUGGAUUUCUUUUUUUACCUAAA
Molecule: messenger RNA, 1176 nt
Organism: Hevea brasiliensis (rubber tree)
Lineage: Eukaryota; Viridiplantae; Streptophyta; Magnoliopsida; Malpighiales; Euphorbiaceae
Product: basic leucine zipper 9
Exons: 6
Coding region: 90-998 (302 amino acids)
Biological process (GO): regulation of DNA-templated transcription
Molecular function (GO): DNA-binding transcription factor activity
Source: RefSeq, a predicted model, not a curated record